This is a messenger RNA of Xyrauchen texanus (razorback sucker), 1834 nucleotides long. It is a transcript of the gene bub1bb, whose product is annotated as BUB1 mitotic checkpoint serine/threonine kinase Bb. The coding region runs from base 142 to 1419 and encodes 425 amino acids. The transcript has 9 exons. NCBI's taxonomy places the organism in Eukaryota, Metazoa, Chordata, Actinopteri, Cypriniformes, Catostomidae. Gene Ontology annotation, molecular function: protein kinase activity. Gene Ontology annotation, biological process: mitotic spindle assembly checkpoint signaling; meiotic sister chromatid cohesion, centromeric. The record is from RefSeq and is a predicted model, not a curated record.
UCUUCAUGCAACGGAGUCACACAGAGUGAGCGAUUUUAUUCAAUAAACUCAUACUUAUUCAUCUGUACUCCUUGUAGACGCUGCGUUUGACGAAGAGAAGCAUAUCACGGAUAUUGUUGGUAAAAAAAUAUCGGAUCAGUCAUGGUGGAGUGCAAUGCUGAUUGGGAAUUAUGCAAAGAAAACAUCCAGCCGCUGAGACAGGGUCGUGCCAUCUCUGCCCUUCACCAGGCACUUACUCAACAACAAGAGGGAAACAACGCUGUUCUCAAUCAGAAGAAACAAGCAUUUGAGUGUGAGCUGCGGCUAUAUGAUGGAGAUGACCCGCUUGAUGUUUGGGUCAGAUAUAUAAAAUGGACGAAACAGACGUACCCACAGGGAGGAAAGGAGAGUAACUUAUCUGUUCUCUUUGAAAGAGCGGUCACACGCUUUACUGACGACAAAAAAUACCACAAUGACAUCCGCUACAUUGAACUCUGGAUCGAGUUUGCGGAUAACUGUUCUGACCCGAUGGACGUCUAUCGCUACAUGCAAGCUCAAGGGAUCGGGAUUGCCCAGGCCGCUCUGUACAUCGCAUGGGCUGAAGAAUAUGAGAAGAGGGGGAAUUUAAAGAUGGCCAACAGCGUGUUUCAAGAUGGCAUUAAAUGUGGCGCAGAACCGACGGAUAAACUCCACGCAUUUCACAGAGCUUUGCAGGCACGUGUGUGCAGACAGAUGAUGUCAUUGAUGACUGAACAACAGAUCGAUGAUGAUGUUGUUGGUGGUGAUGAAGGACCUGCAGAGCCUCAGAGAUCCACAUUGGCUGAACUGAAAUCUAAAGGGAAGAAGAAAGCAGUUGUUCCCAUCAACAGAGUGAACGCAUCCGUCGGAUAUGCACGUGGGCUGCAGUUUAAGCAGCCAAUGGGCCCUAAACAGAACGCUCGUCUAGUGAUCUUUGAUGAAAAUAAAGCACCUGAAACCGAACCACAAGAACCCAGACUAGAGAUCUGGACAGCGCCACCUACUGCCCGAGCCAAAGAGAACGAACAGAAACCUGAGAAAUGGACCAAUGUGAAGCUUCCUCUGAAGUCACGGUCAGGUCUCAGUGUCGUGGUUCCGCCUCCCAAACCCAGCUUCCAGCCCUUUGUAGAAGAUGACGACAAGCCUCCUGCUGUGACUCCGUGUAAAAUCAACCCAGCGGUGAACAGCGUCCUUUCAGCCAGGAAACCCUGCAAACUGGAGCAGACGCCGUUAAAGAUGCUACAGGAGCGCCAACACAUGCAGCUGCAGCAGAAUGAGGACGGAAAGACGCGAGAACGGAGCAUGUACUGCAAAGAGCUGCUCUACAGCGGAGCCACAGAGUUCUGUUUCGAAGAGCUGCGAGCCGAGAGAUACCGACAGAAACAACAAGCGCUCAAACUACAAGCAGCAGCAGCGCUGUAGAACAUUCUAGUCCGAACUGAAAAGGGGAAAAGAAGGGCUGCGUUUUAAAAUCCAAGUGAGCGUUCUACCUAGAGGGCAGUUUCGGAAUGAUUGGAAAGACCAAACGCAGCUAAAAAUACCGUCUGGGUCGGUCUAGAUUUUGAAACACAGACUUGUAGUCCAUAUUUGUUUUCGAUGUUUGUGUUUAUCUGUCUCUGUUUUUUUUGUACAUGUAUAUAUACAUCCACUUUUGUUUUUUGUACAUACUUUUGUAACACCAUUUUGAUCCGUGUGGAUGCAGCUGUGGUGAAUAUCUCACAUUUGAACGCUUUUAAUAGCAUUUAUAAAGGGGUGCUAUAUUGUUAGCAGCACGGUCGAUACUGUUGUGUUUAUACUGUAGUUUGUGUGUGCUAAUUAACACUUCAAUAAAUGCAAA